AUGAUGAUGCCGUUUGUUGCCAAGCCGCCUCAGCUUAAGUGUGUGUGGGAGGGGGAGGGGGAGAGAGGGGGAAGGGAGGGGGGAGACCAGGGCAGCUCCUGUGCAGAGAGGUCAUCUCAGCUCACCCUUCCAUCCCUGGAUCACUCCAGCCUCAGCACUACACACAGCUGGCCUUCGCCCACGCGCACUACCAGUACCACCCCCAGGCAGUGGAGGGCGGCUACCACCCCUGUAGCCUCCCAUCGCUCACCUGUCCCGGGCGAGUUCUAUAGUGAGGAACACGCCGUGCCGACGCCCCUCCCCCGGCUCCCUCCUCGCAGCUCUCCUCGCAGCUCUUGCAGCCUACUCGCAGCUCUCACCAGCUAUACUUCGCUGCUCUCCUCGAGCUUCCUCGGCAGCCUUCCUCGCAGAUCUCCUCGCAGCUCUCUCCGCAGCUCUCCUCGCAGCUCUCCGCGCAGCCUCUCCUGUCCCUCAGAGAUCACGCGUGGACCCGGAGGGGAGGUACCUCGGCAGCUCCCGGAGGGGAGGGCAGCUUCUAUAGCGGCAGCCUGGCCCCUCUUGCGCCCGGUGCCGCACACGCCACACCCGCUGAAGAGCCUUCGCAGUCCCCGCCAUUCCCCCGGGAGCCCACCCCUCUCCGAGAAACACGCCCUGCCCUGCAGCCCCUGCUCAACAGAGCGGUACGUGACCGAGACAGAGGACCCGAGACUGAAAUAA
Molecule: messenger RNA, 717 nt
Organism: Knipowitschia caucasica
Lineage: Eukaryota; Metazoa; Chordata; Actinopteri; Gobiiformes; Gobiidae
Source: the annotation of a GenBank genome assembly